AUGAAAACCAACUCACCCGUCCGUCCCCCCCGCAGCACCCUCACCCGUAUCGAAACAUUCACCCACCUCUCCCUCACCAUCCUCUGCAUCUCCCUCCUCCUCAAAACCCUCUCCAGAGAAAAUGGCGAACCGCUCAUCGCCUCGCUCGCUUUCAGCGGUAUCGCCUUCUCAUCCACCUAUAGCAUGAUUCGCUGGCUCGGACCUACAUUCCUGCGCGCCGGACUCAAGGGUCGCGAUCUCUCGAAGCGGGAUCGUAGAGAGGUUCCUGAGACGAUGGGGGCGAUUUGCGCGGUGGUUUAUUUGUUGGUGGUCAUUGUUUUUAUUCCGUUUCCGUUUUAUAAGGAUAUUGUGGCGGCGACGAGUGGAGGGGGGAAUAGGGAUGUGGUCAGGGAGAUGGAGAUGGAGGUGCGUGAUGUGGUGCAGAAUGGGAGGUUUUUGCAUCGGUUUCCGCAUAGUAAGCUAGCAUCCUAUCUCUCCGCGGUUCUGUCCCUCCAAUCCGUAGUAAUUCUUGGAAUUGGCGACGACCUCUUCGAUAUCCGCUGGCGCCAUAAAUUUUUCAUUCCCGCCAUUGCCAGUAUCCCUAUUCUGAUCGUCUAUUUUGUCGAUUUCGGCGUCACCCAAAUCGUCGUACCAAUUCCCUUACAACCCUAUCUGGGCGAGCUUUUCCAACUCGGUCCCCUCUACUACAUCUACAUGGCUGGGAUCGCCAUCUUCUGCCCCAACAGUAUCAACAUCCUCGCCGGCAUAAACGGCAUCGAAGUAUCCCAAUCCCUCGUCAUUGCACUCCUCCUCGUCCUAAACGAUACCCUCUACCUCCUAACACCGUACCCACACCCAGCAACCGACUCGCAUCUCUUCUCCCUCUAUAUGCUCCUCCCCUUCAUCGGAGUCUCCCUCGCCCUCCUCUCCCACAACUGGUACCCAUCCUCCGUCUUCGUAGGCGACACCUACUGCUAUUUCGCCGGCAUGGUCUUCGCCAUCUGCGGCAUCCUAGGUCAUUUCUCCAAAACCCUCCUCCUCCUCCUCAUCCCCCAAACCUUCAACUUCCUCUACAGCACUCCCCAACUCUUCCACCUAAUCCCCUGUCCCCGCCACCGUCUUCCCCGCUACAACUCGCAAACCAAUCUCCUCGAACCCUCCAUCACCCCCUGGCCUCAACCCCCUAAACCGCACCAAGCAGCGCUCCUCCACCUCCUCCAUAAACUGCAUCUCCUCUCCCUCACAUUGAACAACGAAGGCAAAAUAAUCGAAAGCAGUAAUUUCACCCUCUUGAAUCUAUGGCUUGUAUGGUUUGGUCCCAGGAGAGAAGAUCGCUUAGCCUUAGAAAUCUUGGCCAUGCAGACUAUUUGUGGAUUAUUCGGCUUGUUUCAUAGUCAUUGGAUCUCAAUAUCAAUCACCAACUGCACUCCCUCUUCAUAG
This is a messenger RNA of Sclerotinia sclerotiorum 1980 UF-70, 1419 nucleotides long. RefSeq lists its product as hypothetical. The transcript has 3 exons. Gene Ontology annotation, molecular function: UDP-N-acetylglucosamine-dolichyl-phosphate N-acetylglucosaminephosphotransferase activity. Gene Ontology annotation, cellular component: membrane. The coding region runs from base 1 to 1419 and encodes 472 amino acids. Gene Ontology annotation, biological process: dolichol-linked oligosaccharide biosynthetic process; protein N-linked glycosylation. The record is from RefSeq and is a predicted model, not a curated record. NCBI's taxonomy places the organism in Eukaryota, Fungi, Ascomycota, Leotiomycetes, Helotiales, Sclerotiniaceae.